Molecule: messenger RNA, 1939 nt
Organism: Pecten maximus
Lineage: Eukaryota; Metazoa; Mollusca; Bivalvia; Pectinida; Pectinidae
Product: thymidine kinase, cytosolic-like
Exons: 7
Coding region: 108-809 (233 amino acids)
Biological process (GO): thymidine metabolic process
Molecular function (GO): ATP binding; thymidine kinase activity
Source: RefSeq, a predicted model, not a curated record
CACGUGAUUUUAUGUGGAGGGAACUUUAAAGCUACGAUCAUCUCCCGCGAUAUACGCCCGGCUUAAUAACCAACACACCAAAAGAUUUUUUUCUGAAACCUUGCAAGAUGAUGUCUUCAAGCCAUGUCGUUGCUUCACCACAAAUUGGGUCAACUUCCUCAAAAGGACAAAUUCAGCUUAUAAUAGGACCAAUGUUUUCGGGAAAAACCACAGAGUUGAUGAGGAGAUUAAAACGAUAUCAAAUUGCCAAUUACAAAUGUCUUGUUAUCAAAUAUUCCAAGGAUGACCGAUAUGAAAAAGAAGGGCUUGCCACACACGACAGACAAACCUUGCCAGCAGUAGCUGCAGAGAGACUGGCCGAUAUGGAAGUUUUAAGUGAAGGGUACAACGUCAUUGGUGUUGAUGAGGGACAGUUUUUCCCAGAUGUGGUGUCGUUUUGUGAUGAUAUGGCUGAGAAUGGUAAAAUUGUGAUAGUAUCUGCUUUGGAUGGGACAUUCCAGAAAAAGGGCUUUGGUGAUAUUUUGAAUUUGGUACCUUUGGCAGAAAGUGUAAUAAAGCUGUCAGCAGUGUGCAUGACAUGUAAUAGUGAGGGUUCAUUUACCAAGAGAAAAGGACAAGAAAAAGAGGUGGAGGUGAUUGGUGGGGCAGACAAAUAUCUGGCUGUGUGCCGGGCAUGCUUCCAGUCUCCAGUCAAGACGUCGGACAAGGAGAACUGUACGCCAACAGUUAUACUGCAACAAUCCUCAGAAAAAAUGCUGGCCAGUCGUAAACUUUUCCCCUUGGUGUCAAAUAGAAUGAACAUCCAUUAACCUCAGUCAUAUCCGGACAUCGAUACUCAGUACUCAGCAGGAUUAUUUAUAUUGAUUGAAGGAUUUCAUCACAAAAUAAUAUAAAACCUAAUAUUUCUCAAAAGUUGUCAAGUCUGAAGGCGAGUGUGUUAUCAUAGUCCCAUUUUACCCCAAGAUACAUUUACUGAAAGGAUGCGAGUUGUGAAAUGCGUUUUAGAUUAAGUGGAAUUGAAAUGUAACAAAAACAAGUGCCAAACUAUUGAUGAUAUCUGUGAAGGUUAUUUUUAACGGAACAUUCUGAUAUUUUACAUCAGAUGUGAACACACUUUGAUAAAAUGUAUAUAUUUUUAUGAUUCUGUAAAGUGUUUCAUUUUCUGUAUGAAUUAUUCUUUUAUUCAGAUGUAGAUUUUUAACUUAUGUUAUAGCCCCAUCAGAAGAUCAAGUGGUAAUCAUUUAAUAUUCAUCUUGUUCAUGCAGGUAUAUCUGCAUCCAGUUGUAAUAAUUUUUUAGGGUCAUACAUCCUCAAGUAUUUUUAUACAGGUUGGUUGUAUUUUCAUGCAAAUCAAACUUUUUUUAUAGAUAAAAGCGCAAUACAUUCAAAAUACACCUUAGUUAUCAGUAUUUUCCACACCCACUGAAUAUCAUUCAAAGAAAAAAGGAUUUAAGGCCUCAAUUUUUUGCCUUUUUUAAUGGAAACAUCAGACAAUAAAAUAUGUAGUAUACUUCCUGCAAAUAAAUGUAACUAGGACUCUGUGACCUAUUUCCCAAUCACCUGAGAAAUAAACAAAAUGUAUCUUAAAUAGUAUUACCUUUUUCACAAUUUUCAUAGAAAAUCAUGGAACUUUGUAAAUAGAUCAAAUUGUGUCACAAUAAGGUAUUACAUAUAUAUAUAAUACCAUUAUACUUUAGUAUGAUAUUUUGACUACAUUUUUUUAGUUUAACUCCAUCAAGUAUCUUAUUUAUUCUCACCCCUCUUUCACCUGGAACUUCGAAUUCGGGUAGGAGCAGUGGUAUUUAUUGAGCAUUGCUUUAGUGUUGCAACUAGUUUUAAACAUUUCAGCCCUUUUAAUGCAGCUGUUUUUUAAGAUGUGCUAUUUUGUACUGUUUCAAACCAUGCUGUUUGAAACUAGAGCAAUAAAUAUAAGCAUGAA